This is a messenger RNA of Ostrea edulis (European flat oyster), 690 nucleotides long. RefSeq lists its product as uncharacterized. Bases 1 to 690 code for a protein of 229 amino acids. The record is from RefSeq and is a predicted model, not a curated record. NCBI's taxonomy places the organism in Eukaryota, Metazoa, Mollusca, Bivalvia, Ostreida, Ostreidae. The transcript has 3 exons.
AUGUUAAAGAAGUGGAUAGAGAGACAGGAUGACAAUGUUGUGAUGUCAGCUGUAUAUCAGGCUGAAACUUCAGACGAAGAUUGGAUCGGAAACCCCCUGAUGCAUACUAGAGAUACGGUGAAGGAUGUGAACAUAUCUCGUAAACUUAACCCAGAGCAAACUUGUGAGUUGUGGGAAGUUUUAGAACAAUUUGAUUCUAUUUUGACACACGUUCCAGGUAGGACGAAUAUGCUUAAACACAAACUGAUUACUACUAGUGAAACAUCAAUUCAUCAGAGACCGUAUCAGAUUCCCCAUUCUCUUCGCGAUGAAGUGAGGAAGGAAUUAGAUGCAAUGUUAGAGGCAGGUGUUGUAGAACAGUCAGAUGCAGGUUUAACGAUAAAUCCCAAGAAAUGUGAGUUCGGAGCUAGAGAAAUGGAAUUUCUCGGUCAUAUAGUUGGUCGUGGACAGGUAAAACCAACGUCAGACAAGGUGAAGGCUGUAUUGGAUAUCCCCGCUCAAACAAAGAAAAAAGAGAUGCAAGCGACAGAGGGCUGGGGGCGGUAUUGCUACAAGAGAAAAGUGGUGAGUAUCAUCCGGUGGUAUAUCUCAGUAAAAAGCUUCUUCCUAGAUAACAGCACUUUGCCACAGUGGAGAAAGAGUAAGUAUUGCGUGGUCAGUACAGCGUCUGCAAAAGUAUCUGUAUCGUAG